Molecule: messenger RNA, 2673 nt
Organism: Hydractinia symbiolongicarpus
Lineage: Eukaryota; Metazoa; Cnidaria; Hydrozoa; Anthoathecata; Hydractiniidae
Product: protein asteroid homolog 1-like
Exons: 4
Coding region: 303-2165 (620 amino acids)
Molecular function (GO): nuclease activity
Source: RefSeq, a predicted model, not a curated record
CUGUGGAUAAAUAUUAAUCCUGGCUUCUCCGGAUAUUUAUUUUCCAGAUUACGUAUGUGUACAUGGAUAUAGGAAAACUUUUUAACAGUAUUUCUAAUGGUUGCGUACUACAUAAACUUAAGCGUUUGUUUUCCUUCUACUGUUGCCAUUUCUGUUUCCACAAUGCAUACAAUGCCGUUUCAGUAUCCGUUUCGCAUAUCCGAUAGUCUUGUGGUGUGGGCGUGGCCUAAAGCCUAAACCAUUCCUGUCGUAGCAAGAGACAUUUGGGGAUGAAUGGAUUCUCGUUUCCAAAAUAAUCAACAAUGGGAGUGACCCAGUUGACAACAUACGUAGAAGAACAUCAUAACGUUUUAUUCAAACAAAAAGUUGAUGUCAAAGGAAAAUGUCUGAUGUUUGAUGGUAAUUGUUUGUAUCAUAAAUUAUCGAGGAAGGUUCCUGCACGAUGUGGAGGAGACUAUCACAUGCUGUAUACAGUAUUUCAGAAAUAUUUUGAAACACUUCGACAGUGGCAUGUGGCACCUUAUGUUGUUUUAGAUGGUGGUAGUAACAUCCCCAUUAAAAAUAAUACAAUUUGCCAACGGCGUGAAAAAGAAAUAAAGGUUAUACAAAAGUUGGCACAUAAAAGUGACCAUAGCUUACCAAAACCUGUAUUGACGAUGGAAAUAUUUAUUGAAGUUAUGCAAGAUAUGAAAAUAAACUUUGUUGUUGCAAAAAAGGAAGCAGACUUAGCAGUGGCUGCACUUGCCAACAAGAUAAAUUGUCCAGUUGUGAGUCUUGACAGUGAUUUCUUUUUGACAAAUGUCAUUCAAGGUGUAAUCAAAUUAGAUAGUGUUUUAUAUGCCUCAAAAGCACUUCUCUACAAAAGAUCUUACCUGGCUGAUCACUUACAGUUAAGUGAAACUAUGCUACCAAUGCUAGGUGUAAUAUUGGGAAACGAUUACAGCACAGAACAAUUGUUGAGACAAAUACAACAGUCAUGUGGUGCGUGCGUAAAAAGUAUUAAUUCUCGUGUAACUUUGAUAUGCAAUUACCUUCGUAAAUUUACAUGCCCGGAUAAUGUAGUGGAUGAUAUUUGUAGUCGCAAUAAAGAGAUUGAAGUGGCAUUGCAAGAAGAAAUUUCAACCAUAUUGAGGGAAUUUGAUGUUGAUAUUGAUCAGGAGGACUGUAAUGCCAUGUAUACGAUCUUGUUGACACAGAAAACAAGUCUUAAACAGUUAGACUAUGUUGACAUUAAAAGUAGAGAGGAAUAUGUUUACAAUAUGUGUAGUUUCGGUUUGUUAUCUCCGUUUGCUGUAGAUAUAUGUACCAAGAAAACUCAUUUUGUCAAAAUACAAUGUGAGAAUUACGAAAGAAAAGCAAGCUGUGAACUAUCAACAGAACUGCGGUGUUAUAUUUAUGCUAUUCUUUUGGCAACUUCACCUGAAGAUCAAAUUUGUGUAAAGGAGUUCAGACGAGCUGGUAACUACUAUAAACAGUUUGAUAUUGAGCUUACGUUAACAGAGAUGCAGAGAAUACCUCUUGACAUAAUUCUUGGAAAGUACUCGAACAAAGAUAAACAAAGAUACCUAUGUGACUUAGUACAGUUUCCAUUUGAAUCGUUAAUUGGAAUUCAAGGUCCAUAUGUUUUGUUUCUUCUCUCCCUAAAGUAUUGGAUCCAAGCUACUUUUAGAAAUGGUAUCAAUUUACAAGUGGAACUUAUACAAAGUCUACUUAUAGCGUUUACAUAUUAUUGUCACUCCUCUUCACCUUUAAAGUUUAAGCAAAGACGAUUUGAUGUGGAUGUUGCCCACCACUUUUGUUCCUGGCAGUCAAUUUUUUACUACUUGCGAUUCUUGAACGACCUGAUAGCACGCCCUUUUCAGUGUCCUCCAUCAAAGAGCAUAUUUAAUGGCGGAGACGCCCACUGUGUCUACCAAAGUCUUCGCACUGGUGAAGCUGCUGAAAAUCUGUUAACAAGUUCCCAACGUCAGUUAUAUGACGAGUUUUUUAAAAUCGUUACCUCUGGUGUAAUGGAAUGCAUUGUUGUAAAAGAGGCUAGGAAAGGCUCCAAAAAGAAGAGAAGUCAAGUAAAAGUAGUAAAAAAGAAGGAGUGCAAGCAAGAGAAUAGAUUCGCUGCUUUGAUGGUUCCAGACGAUGAAGAACCAUCCAAUGAGAUAGAUCAGUAAAAUAAAAUGGAUUUGUUUUCUGGUUGCUAGCAAAUUGUGAAUUUAUUAAGUUUUUGGAACUAGGUGUAGCAGCCUUUCUGUUAUGAUCGUUAUGUGAACUGAAUAGAAGUUACUUUUUAUCUGCUGUUCAGUCCUCAAAUCAAAUUUUCCUCGUGCAAAAAAUUACCCGAGAUGCGUCGGUUACAAAACUUUUUCUUAUGUUUUUUUUUUUUUGAUUUUUUUGUUUGUUUGUGAGGGAGAGAGAGAGAAUGAUUUAACUGGUGAUAAAAUGUGAUUUGUAAAAAAGAAGUUAUUUUAUACUUUAGAUAGUUUUUUUCUGUUUUUGUUUUCUUUUUUUUCAUCUUUCCAUUCUUUCUGCUUGUUUGGUUUUUCUUUAUCAUUGUUUAUUUAUUUUUACUUUUUUUCCGGUGUUUGUGAGAGCUGUGAUUUGUCUCCUUGAAUUUUUUUAUCAACCUUUUAUAUUGUUAAUAACUUUUAAUAUUUUUUAAAAAUACAUACAUUUUAAUUA